CCCGUUUCACAUGGAUAAGGUACCGAAUGUACUGACAGCAGAAACCAUGGAGCCUACGGGCGCAAAAUUAUUCUCAUGGAAGCGACUGAGUUAUUUCCUCUCGGUGCUCGUUGUGGCGCAAUGCUUUCUUCUCUAUAACAGCAUUGCCAGGAGCGAUUCCUCGGCUGAGAAGUGGGACACCUCAGCUCCGGUUCAGACGACACAAGCCGAAAGCAACACAGCCCUAUCACCUGCGACAUUGCCGCAUUUCGAGUGGAAGGAUGAGAAGAGUCCAGCUGAGCAACACUUCGAUGAUGGAUAUCGAGAUGCGUUGUCGGUGGAGCAAUGCGACAUCGCGUUCCCCGAUCUCUACUACGAGAUUGACCGCGCGACAAAAUAUUUCCGCGACCUUAAACACAAAAUCACCCCAGAGGACACUUGGGACAAUCCGAUGGGGUCUAUCCGAUUUCUGAUACACCGCAAUGAGCUCCGCAUCAUCAACUCAACGAAAGCCUACAUGCAGAUGGGCGGAGCAGAGCGUGCCCACGCUCUGACAAACAUGCUGCAUCGCGCUGUCGAAAGUGCAACCGCAGGCGGCGAAAUGCUACCGACUGUGGAGUUUACUGUCAGUCUGCCGGACUUCCUCGACCUCCCAACAGACUCGGACACAACUACGACAUGGGCCUGGACUCGCGUGAAAAAGGAGAACGCCGACGAGAACCGACGAAAAUUUGGCGAGCGCCUGUUCCUCAUGCCCAAUUUCGACAUGUACUCACUCGGGGACCGCAAAGUGGGGGCAUACCAUGACGCGCGAUUUCGCGCUUCACAAUAUGAUUCGCCUCUCGAAGAUAAGAUUCCGCAGGCGGUCUGGCGCGGCUCAAGAUGGGUGAAUCCGGAGAUUCGUGAUGCAUUACUGAAUAUCACGCGCAAUGCGACAUGGGCUGCGGUUGAACAGAUCGAUUGGAUGUCUCUCACCCAUGAACAUCAACUCACUGUUGAUCAGUUCUGCGCUUACCGAUAUGCCAUCCACACCGAAGGUAUCUCGUACUCUGGCCGCUUGAGCUUCCUCUUGAAUUGCGAUAGCCUGCCCAUUGUCCACGAUCUCGUAUGGACGACACAUUACUACCACCUUCUCGUCCCCAGCGGUCCAAAGCAGAAUUAUAUUCCGGCGAAACGAGACUGGAGCGACUUGGAAGAGAAGGUCCAAUACUACAUCGACCACCCGGACGAAGCAGACUUGAUCCGAAAGAACUCCAUAAACACCUUCCGAGGGAAAUACCUCACCCGCGCCGCAACGAGUUGCUACUUCCGAAAACUCAUCCGCGAAUACGCAAAGAUCAGUUUCACACCCGAAGUACACGAUAAAUGGCCCGUGAGAGAAGGAGACGGGAGUGGUGCAGAGGAGAAGGCUGUCGCGCAGAAAUUGAAAGAGGAACAGGACGCGAAAGCCAAAGCUAAUGCUGAUGCGAUGAAAGCUGCUUUGGCUGCGGCUGCAGGAAACACUGUUACCAUGGUUGGAGCACCCGCUGGUCCGAACACCGAUCACGAGGAAUCACUUCCAGUGAUGAACAUCGAUCCGAAAAUCAUCAAUGAUGGUGUUAAUCAUCGGAUGCGUAGGGUACCAAGAAGCGAGUUUGUACGACGAGAGGAGCACAAGAGAGACGGCAUUACAUCUGCUGCUAAGCCAAAGAGAAAAGAAAUUCUGGUGAGGAGAGGUCUGAGUUAUGAGGAAUUAAUGUAUGGACCAAGAGAUUUUGAGCAUGUGAGCGAGUUUUAUGUGGAGGAUGUCAUUUUUACGGAUUGGCAGGAGCGGAAGAAGUUGAAAGAGGAGGAGAAAAAGAAGGGAGGCAAGGCAGAGGAUUGAGACAGACGUGGCAUUGAAGAGCCUUUGCAUAGGGGUCCUUGUUAUGAGUAAUGUGUUUACGGCCUUGUGUGGGAAUACAAAGAGGUCACAAGCGCUUAUGGCAUUGGGAUGUGCGCACGAUUAUAUUGCUGAAGAUACCCGCGCCGUGGUGCUUUGCACGUUAGACAUACUUGAAAUCACGAGAGGUCUCAGUGCGAAGCACAAGUAGAUUUACAUAUGAACAUGUAAAGAGAUGCG
Cercospora beticola is the source of this 2080-nucleotide messenger RNA. RefSeq lists its product as uncharacterized. The record is from RefSeq and is a predicted model, not a curated record. Lineage: Eukaryota; Fungi; Ascomycota; Dothideomycetes; Mycosphaerellales; Mycosphaerellaceae.